This is a messenger RNA of Tetrahymena thermophila SB210, 1380 nucleotides long. Its product is annotated as oxalate/formate antiporter family transporter. The transcript is spliced from 8 exons. Gene Ontology annotation, molecular function: transmembrane transporter activity. Gene Ontology annotation, biological process: transmembrane transport. The record is from RefSeq and is a predicted model, not a curated record. Lineage: Eukaryota; Ciliophora; Oligohymenophorea; Hymenostomatida; Tetrahymenidae.
AUGAAUAGGAGUAGAAAAAUAACUCCAGAAGAAAUUAAAUAAAUUAGAAAUGAUAGUUGGAAGGUACUCAUAGGAGGCAUUAGUAUCAACUUUAUCUUAGGCUCUUUUUAUUCAUGGGGAGCAUAUUCAAUUUACUUGUCAAGUUACUUAAAAGCAAUAGACCACAAUGUUACUAGCGACUCUGUAGCAAUUAUUUUUCCUUUGAUGAAUAUAACUAUGAACUCUUUAAUUCCUUUUGGAGAAAAAAUAGUAGCUAAAUCUGGUUUAAAAAGCGUAGUUUUCUAUGGAGUAUUUUUACUUAGUGCAACAUUCUUCGUUCUUUCUUUUAUUACAAACUAUUAUCUUAUUUUGGCCAUAUAUGUUCUUGUAGUUGGACCUCUAUAUGGCAUCUUAUAUUUAGUACCUUUUUCAUGUUCAUGGAAAUUCUUUCCCUUAAAGUCUGGAGAAGUGAACGCUAUUCUCUAAGCAGGUUAUGGAGUGGGAUCUGCAUUGUUUGGUUUCUUUUCUUAUUUAAUAGUUAAUUACUAUAAUGAUUAUCCUAAACGUACUGAAUAUGAAAAUGGUGAAAAUAGAGUUUAUUUUGAAGAAUGUGUUUCAUAUAAUAUUCCUACUAUGCUGCGUUUUUUCAGUAUUGCAUUUGCUAUUCUAGGCUUGUUCUCAAUAAUAUUUUUAAGAAAUUAUAAUGAUGCCUUGCUUUUAUCAUAUUAACAAUAUGAAAUGGUCAAGCAAAAAAGUAUUUAGCAAUCUCCAAGGACAAGAGAAAAAUAAAAAAGAAUGAGUCCUCAAUAAGUAUGUCCAACUCUAAAGGAUGGCAUAAAAUCAAAACAGUUCUUCUAAUUAUUAUUUUUCGCUAUUGCUUCAUCAUUUUUCGGGUAUUUCGCAAUGGCCUAUUAUAAAACCUAUGGUCUUAUCCACUAUAACAAUGAUUAAUACUAAACUCUUUUGGGAUGCGUUUCAUUCACCUUUUUUGGAUGCUCUAGGUAUCUUUGGACAAAAUUAAUUAGUAUUUUAGAAUUCAAGAAAAGCUUCUACCUAAUUUUAUUUACAUAAGCAGCACUCAUCCUGAUUUUCUAAUAUUUUGGUAGUAACUUGAUAGUUUAUGAUAUAUCUAUUUUUUCUUUGAUUUUUGUCUAAGGAGGAGUAUUUAGUUGGUUUAGUAAAUUCAUACCUAAGGUGUUUGGAUAUAAAUUGACCAACCAAAUAUUUGGAUUAAUUUUAAUAGGAUUUGCAAUCUCGAAUCUUUUAAUGCAUUCAUUCAUUUUAGUUUCGUUAUAGAAUGGAAUGAUAAACUUUUAGUUAGUAUACAUACUGAGUAUCUCUUCUCUUGCUGUUGUUGCUAUCAUGUAUAAAUUUUUCGAUGAAAAUCCAGAAUUCAUCUGA